This is a messenger RNA of Uloborus diversus, 813 nucleotides long. RefSeq lists its product as uncharacterized. The transcript is spliced from 3 exons. The coding region runs from base 1 to 813 and encodes 270 amino acids. NCBI's taxonomy places the organism in Eukaryota, Metazoa, Arthropoda, Arachnida, Araneae, Uloboridae. The record is from RefSeq and is a predicted model, not a curated record.
AUGGAAGGCAAGACCGUAGCUGCCAAAUUUAAAUCGCUGCGGAAGAUAUUCAAGGCGAAUUUAAAGAAGUUGAAGCAAUUAAAAAGCGGAGCAGGCUGUGAUGGUUUUACUGUGCCCUGGGCAUAUUUUUCAAGUCUGCAGUUUCUUCAAGAAACGGAAGAAGCAACUGAAAGCUUCUCCAACCUUGAUUCUAUAGUGGCGCCCACAAAAGCAACGGAGGAGGAUGAACUGUCAUUAUGCUUUUCCCAGGAUCCAGCCAUAGCCGAGCUGCUUGAAGAAGUGGGGGAGAGUGAAUACAACUUGGCCAAUUCCCCAGAACCAGUGGAGGUAGUUCUUCCAGAUUCACCUCUCGCCCACACUAACAUGCCUCCACGAAGCGAAUGGACAAGACCAAGCUGUUCUUCUGCAGUCCAGCACAGCUUGCAUCCAAGCUGCACAACUGCCACACAAAUUAACACCCAGCCCAGCUCCUCAACUGGUGCCCCAACCCAGCCGAAAACACCUACUGCUGGUAUAAAAAGGCUUGCCAACACCCCAUUAUAUUCAGGCAAGCCUAAUAAAAAGCAAUCUAAAGCCCCUAAACCUCCCAAUAAUGGGGAGGAUGAGCUGCUGAAGGAGGCCUGCAAGACAUUGUCAGGAAUAAAUUCCUCCUCAUCAAACACCAAUUUUUUACAACCUGGGGAUGAAGCUUUUGGCAGAUAUAUUGUCUCAAAAUUGGGGCAAUUUUCUCAUCCCAGGUUGGGGAAUCGGUGCGAGAAGGAAAUUGUCAACGUCUUGAUGAUGCAUCUGGAAGAGGAUGAUGCUACAUUGUGA